This is a messenger RNA of Haplochromis burtoni (Burton's mouthbrooder), 3394 nucleotides long. Its product is annotated as GTPase IMAP family member 8-like. The transcript has 3 exons. Gene Ontology annotation, molecular function: GTP binding. The record is from RefSeq and is a predicted model, not a curated record. Lineage: Eukaryota; Metazoa; Chordata; Actinopteri; Cichliformes; Cichlidae. The coding region runs from base 121 to 2520 and encodes 799 amino acids.
UCCAACAUCUCUGAACAAAAACUAAGAGAACAUGUAGAAACCUGUGUGAGGCUCUCUGAUCCUGGACCUCAUGUGUUCCUGCUGGUUCUGCAGCCUGAAGACUUCACUGAGAACCACAGAAUGAGACUCUGCAGAGUCCUCCAGCUGUUCAGUGAUCAGUCAUUUGAGCAUUCACUAAUUCUGAUGUUAACACCCAAAGGAGAAGAGAAUUCAGAUUACAUGGAAAGUUAUGAGAACCAUCCACCCUUAAAGGACAUGAUGGAAAAAUGUGCAGGCAGGUUUCUGUGGCAGAAGAACCUCGAGCGCUCGCAGCUGUUAACACGCAUGUUUCAAAUAGUCAAAGAGAACAAUGGAGAGUAUGUGAGCUGUGAUCUAUAUGUGGAUGCUUCACCGAAUGUUCACUGGAGUCUAAAAAACACUCAAACACGAACUGUUGUGUCGGAUCCUGGACGGAGCUCUAACACUGAAGGUAAAAGGAAACUUUUGCCCAGAGCCUCUGCUCUCAGGAUUGUGCUGUUGGGAGAAAAAGAGGAUUCAAAGAGGACACUGAGCAGCUUCAUCACAGGAAAAGUUCAGAAACCUCCACGAGCUGAUCACUGUGUGGCCAUCUCUGGAGAGUGGGAGGGAAACAGUUUAACAGUCAUUCAAACUCCAAACAUCUUCAGUCUGUCUGAGGAGACUGUGAGAGAGGAGAUGAAGACCUGUGUGAGUCUUUGUCCUCCUGGACCAAAUGUUCUGCUGCUGAUAGUGGAGCCUUCAGUCACUGAGGAGAAGAAACGAAGGCUGAACUUCAUCCUGGGUUUGUUUGGUGAAGAUGCCUUUAAACACUCAAUGCUCAUCACUGCACAGGAGGGGGUGGAGGCAAACUUCACUGUAAAUCAGCUGCUUAAGAAGUGUGAAGGAAAACACUAUAGUAUGUAUAAAAAUGACCUCAAACUGUUAAUGAAUAAGAUUGAGACUAUCAUGCAUGAAAAUAGAAGGAAUUUCCUCAGAUUAACUGAAAAGACCACAGAACCAAAGUCUGAACCGAUCAAACCGUCUCUGAACCUGGUUCUGUUUGGGAGGAGAGGAGCAGGGAAGACGUCAGCAGCCAAGGCCAUUUUAGGUCAGACUGAGCUUCAUUCAGCCUCCAACUCAUCAGAGUGUGUUAAACAUCAGGGAGAGGUGUGUGGACGUUGGGUUUCCCUGGUGGAGCUGCCUGCCUUGUAUGGAAAACCUCAGGAGGCAGUGAUGGAGGAAUCACUCAGGUGUAUCUCCCUCUGUGAUCCUGAGGGUGUCCAUGCCUUCAUCCUGGUCCUACCUGUGGCUCACCUCACUGAUGAAGACAAGGGAGAGUUAGAGACCAUCCAGGACACAUUCAGCUCUCGAGUCAAUAACUUCACCAUGAUUCUGUUCCCUGUGGACUCAGAUCCUACAGAUCCAGCUGUUGUCUUUGUAAGACAAGACAAGGACAUCCAGAUGCUCUGUGAGAGAUUUCAAGGAAGAGCUGUCAUUCUCACUAAGGACAAACAAGAGAUCUCAGAGGUGUUAAAUGUUGUGGAUAAGAUUAGCGCUUUGGGAUCUAAAAGCUUUAAAAAGGAAUUUUUACAGGUACAGAGUAUACGAAACAAACUCAAGCAAAUGAGAAUAAGCAUAGUACCAAUAGAAAAAUGGCAGAGCAGAGAGACAAUCAGGAUGGUGCUCAUUGGAAAGACUGGCUGUGGGAAGAGUGCAACUGGAAACACCAUUUUAGGCAAAGAACAUUUUGAAUCGAAGGCCAGCGGUGAGUCAGUAACAACAUCUUGUCAGAGAGCAGAAGGAAAGGUUGAUGGACAGCCUGUUGUUGUGAUCGACACCCCCGGAUUGUUUGACACAACUCUGUUCUAUAAUGACACUGAAAAGGAGCUUCUGAAGUGUAUCGACAUGUUGUCUCCUGGACCUCACGUGUUCUUAUUGGUGCUUCAAAUCGGCCGUUUUACACAGGAGGAAAUAGACACUGUGAAGCUGAUCAAGAAGAUCUUUGGUCAGGAUUCAGUUGAUUUUAUCUUUGUUGUGUUUACCAGAGGUGAUGACCUGAACAAUCAAUCAGCUCAAAGCUUCAUUGAAAAAAGCUCUCGUGGAUUUCUAAAAAAACUAGUUGAUGAAUGUGGAGGGAGAUACCAUGUCCUCAACAACAAAGAUCAGAAAAACCGCCUUCAAGUCACUGAGCUGAUGACCAAAAUUCAAACAAUGGUCCAUAAAAAUGGUGACAACUACUACAAGACAUGGGCACCAAUGAAGAAUCAAUUGAAGAUCAUUUUGAAUGAGAUGGAAGAAUUACAAGAGGCAAAGGAGGCUCUUAUAAGAAAACAUGAGAGGGAAAUGUUAGAGCUGAGAAAAUUAAUGGAAGCACAAAAAAGUCAAAUUAAAGAUUUAAAAGACAACAAAAAUUAUUCUCAAGAAAUAGAGAAGAAAAUGAAGACGCUCAGCGAGGACAUAGAGAAGCUGAAGAACGAACAAAAAGAAAGAAAGAAAAGGAGAACAAAGUGUCACUUCUUAUAAUAGUGUCCGUCCUGGUUUAAGGAUCUUCCAAACUCAAGACACUGUGGCACAGCUGAAGUGUUACUGCUGGCAAGGUGGACCGAGAACGGCGCUGAAAGGUCCUCAUCAAGAGGACGAUUGUGCCUGGUUCUGGGAACAUAAAUUGAAUAAUGAUUUGUCCUAAACAAAAAUUUUAAAAAGCUUCAGGGGCCCAGGUGAGAUCCAAUCAAACGACUUUAUAUGUAUCUGUAAAUGUGGAACUAAACUGUGGGGGAGAAAGAAAAACAGGAAAGGGCUCCGGCUACUGGACUUGGAUUUAAACAGUCUUUAGUUUGGGAGAUUUGGGAAUUCAUGAUAUUUUGAAAGUUUGGUUAAAUAUAUUAGAUUAAAAAUAUAUAUACAUUUCUGUUGUUUGGUUUCAUUAAGUGCUUAUUUAUAUUUUCAUUUUGCUUGCAUCCUUUGUGCUGGUUUGAGGGAUUUGCAGAAAGAAACAAGGACUGAGGCAAACUGACAAACUCUGAAAUGUCAGCAGAGAUUUGCCUCACUGGCCAAAAUUAAAACAGCAGAAAUACAACAACACACCACAUAUGACACUGAACAUAAUUAAUAUUAUUAGAGUUUAGAAUAUGACUUUAUAUAAAAUAAAUAUAUAUAUAUAAAUAAAAAGAAAUAGCUAAUCAAAGUUCUUCAGGGAAAUCUUUAUAAUCUUUUAUCUGCUUUGUUCUGUGCACCAAGAGGAUCAAGUCCUACUUUAUUGUUUCUUACUGUAAUUCUCAUGUGCACCUGCACCACACUGUAAUUAUGUUCCUCUGAUGUUUUAAUGGUUUAAUAAUAACCUCACAAAGUGAAGUUUGGACAGUGGUUUUAUUUAGUUAUUGGGGAGAUUUCUUGAAAA